Messenger RNA from Pygocentrus nattereri (red-bellied piranha), 3579 nucleotides. Its product is annotated as ras-related protein Rab-37. Gene Ontology annotation, molecular function: GTP binding; GTPase activity. The record is from RefSeq and is a predicted model, not a curated record. Lineage: Eukaryota; Metazoa; Chordata; Actinopteri; Characiformes; Serrasalmidae. The transcript has 9 exons. Bases 120 to 767 code for a protein of 215 amino acids. Gene Ontology annotation, cellular component: Golgi apparatus; endosome.
UACAGUAAACUCUGGGGCGCAGCGCUGGAAGGAAGAGCGGAGAGAAAGAGAUCAGAGAGAGAGAGAGAGAGAGAGAGAAAGAGAGAGAGCCUCACUGAAGUCCGAGCAGAGGAAGAGCGAUGGAUGAGGAAGAAGCGGAGCAGAGCAGCGCAGUGUGUGGAUACUACAACGAGGAUCUAACGCACAAGACGAUCCUGGUGGGUGACAGUGGUGUGGGGAAAACGUCUCUGCUUGUUCAGUUUGAUCAGGGAAAAUUCAUUCCUGGCUCUUUCUCUGCUACCGUGGGCAUCGGCUUCACGAAUAAAGUCGUCACUGUUGGGGAUGUGAAGGUUAAAUUACAGAUUUGGGACACGGCGGGUCAGGAGAGAUUCCGCAGUGUCACUCAUGCUUACUACCGAGAUGCUCACGCUCUGCUGCUGCUGUAUGACAUCACCAGCAAGUCCUCAUUUGACAACAUCAGGGCGUGGCUUACUGAGAUCCACGAGUAUGCGCAGAGUGAUGUGGUUAUCAUGUUACUUGGCAACAAGGCUGAUAUGGGCAGUGGGAGAGCGAUCAAGCGAGAGGAUGGAGAGAGACUGGCCAGGGAGUACGGCGUCAUAUUCAUGGAAACCAGCGCUAAGACUGGCAUCAAUGUAGAUUUGGCAUUCAUGACAGUGGCAAAGGAGCUGAUUGGUCGAUCUAUUGAACCACCCACUGACCCCAAGUUUCAAAUCCAUGACAUGACAGAGGUGGACACACGAAAGACGAGCUGCUGUGGCUUCACGUAGGGCCUCGUGAGACAGAAGGGUGGACCAAAAAACGUAGGGUCGGCUGCAGAAAGGGGAACGGAUCAUGAAGUAAAUCACUUGUCAGGAGGGUGUUGCUCAUUUAAAGUAGUCCAGUCCUGGAGAGCCACAGUGCUGUGCAGUUUUCUGAUUUCUGGGCACCUGUUCCAACACCUGAACAAUAACACCUGUUCCAGCUAAAUUAGAACUCAUUAAUUAACUUAUGAUCAGAAACAGGUGUGUCAGAUGAAGGAAAACACCACUUCGCAGUGGAUGGUUCCUUUAAUGCAGUGAUCACAAACCUUAGUUCAGGAGAGAUCUACUUUCCUGUGGAGUCCAAUUGCAAUAUAGAGCUGUCUCAAAGUGCAGAUGAGGGAGGUGAAACUGUGCUACCACUGGUAUACGAAGGCUGCUCUUCAGUGCUCGCUCAUGCACGUUUCAGACAGCCUGAGAGGGCUAAACCAGCAUGGCUUAGUGACGCAAACAUCUGGACACAUGUAAAUCUUACAUUUAAUUAAGGUCUACAUUUCAUUACAAACUCUGGUGCUGCAGCUUCUUACUACUCGUUGCUGUUUUUGCCCUCUUUCAAACUGUUUUGAAGGUCUUGAAAGAUCCAGCCUUCAGUGCCAUAGCCAAGAAAUGCAGCCUUCCUUGGGCCUUGAGUCUACUGCCACACCUGCUCCAGCUAAUUAACCUCUUCAGGAGUCCUGGAUUGGCUGGAUCAGAUGCAUUAGUGCUAGGUAAUGGGGGGUGGGGUUAGGGGGGCAGCCGGUUGAAUUCUACAAGAAAGCAGAUCUCUAGGUGGAGAAGUUGGUGACCACUGCUCUAAUGAUUUGUAGCACAGAGGUUAUAGCUAGAGGGUACAACCAGGGGUGAACUGUGCUUAUUAGAGCUACUCCUUCAGUUUGGGCCAAAAAUGUGAAAAUUUGCUCAAAAAUUAGGAACAAAAAACAUCUACACGAUAACACUAAUUUCUACAAGCCCUCCUGUGGUGUUCUGGUAGUAUCCUAGUGCAGAGAUAGUGAUGAUUCACGAAUUAUAUUGCGGCAUUCUAGAUUGAACAUGGACAUUUGGUACAAUUUAUUUUAAGCUAAUAUCAGACAUUAACUUAUGUUUUACCAUGUAUAUAGCAGUUUUACAAUUAUUCGUUCAGGAGCCCUGGCAUAGAGAUACCACUGUUUUCUUUUUAGAAACCACAAGGAAAAUCCUGAUUAUGCAGUUUUCUGUUGUUCGGUCUUGUUCAAGAAUUUUAUCCUAUUUUUUCCCAAAAAAAAAAACCCAAUAAGCUAAGAGUAUUAGGCAACCCCAUGCCUAAUACUCUUAAUGUCCAUGGUCUUGGUAUAGGAUGUCCAACUUGCUCAUAUGGGUGCAAUGUACAGGUGUCCACACACUUUUGGCCAUAUAGUUUACACUCAGUUUAAAAGUGUUUUACAGAAUAUUAAAAUUGAACACAGAGAAAAAACAGACUGAAAAAGACUUUAAACACACUGAACCCAUUCCAGAGCAAAUAAAACACCAGAAAAAUAAAGACAAACUCACGUUUGAUAUGGUCAAUGGUAAAAUGAUCUGGAGGCCGUAAUUAUUUUAGGAAACUGGGGUCAGUUCUGUCACUCUCCAGGACUGGACGCCUAUGAAACUGAUGCUUUUUUGGGCACAAAAGGACGAUACACACAUGCACUCUGUAAUGUAAGACCAGGUUGAAAACUAUGUAGAGAGACAUUCUGGCAUAAAACUAGCAUUUAAUAUUUGUUGUGUUAUUGAAAUAGUCCAUAGUGCAGCAGUCACAGCUGCAUUGUAUAACCUUAGGAAUCCCAGCACUGCCAGCAUAGUCACUUAUGGUGUGGCUGAUGGCAUUUGUCUUUGGUCUUUUUCAACUUUUUGAAAGUUUGAAUUUUACUCUAGAGACUAUGGUGGCACUGUUGGGGGAGGUGGGUAGGCACGUCUACAACAGAUAUAACGAUGGUUAUAUUUUUUACUUUUGUCAGAGUGUCCCUUUAAGACUAGUGAUUUCCAGACCUGGUCAUUUACCCCAAACUGUAAAGUGAAUGAGCUAAAAUGUGCAGGGGAAAGCGCUGCUCCAGAGAGUGCACAUCCUGUGUGAAACCACUAGAGGGAGCAGUAAUACAAGCUGUUUGAGGACUGAUGAGGUGUUGAGACAAUAUGUUACAAUAUGUUCAGUUCUGUGUAAGAGACCAAGUCUGAACUGUCAGUGAUGUCACUGUCUGCAGGAUUUCUCAGUGUUUUAUUCCUGAAUGCAGCUGGUCGAAUGCCAGUAGUUGUAAACAAUAUGCAGUUGAUAUUCUUCACUGGACUCCAGCCCGUUUUAUAUGCCUUUAUUCAGGGAUAGAGUUUGAGGGGGGGGGUUCUUUUAUGUGUCAGAGGGACAAUCAGUGUGUGGUUUGUGACACUGUAUGACAUACUGUUAUCUAUAAGAAUGGAUAUAUUAACCCUUGAAGUGUUAGUCUGAAAUAAUGCUGCACUAUUAGUUUCCAGUAUGACUGUGUAAAUGUGUUCCUGGAGUGAGCUGCUUUGCAUCUGGUGUGUCUCAGGGUCUUUACUGAGGAAAAUUAUGCUUAAGUGCAUGCUGGGCCUGCAUGAGGGGAGAGUGCAAAUAUGCAUCUUUUUAAAAUUAUUGUGCAGUUCUAAGAUUUUAAAAUGUUUAAUAUGCUGAGUAAUUUGUACCAAGUUUUGUUUCUCUCAAGAAGAGUGUAUAUGUGUGUAUGUGUCUGUGAAUAUGUACAAUAUGUGGCAAUCUUGGUGACAGAGAUGUGCAAACUGAGGUUUAUUUAUAUAAAGUACUUGCAAUGUAUUCAAA